AUGCUCCUCGCAGCUCCUCCCAUGGCCGCCAGCACGAGCCAGAGUACCGUCCCGGACUCGCCCUCGUCCGGCUACCUCGAGUUUCCUCAGCGACAGCCUGCGGCCACCUCGUCAGAAGAGGCGGCCAACGCCGCCCUCCUCGCGCAGACCCAGCGCAGCUCAGGAACAGCCUCGUCCAACGGCGAAGUGAGGCUGCAGGCCGUCCUCAUCUCGUCGGGCGACGACGCCGAACAGGAACAGGCCGGCCUCAAGCACAAGAUCCGUAAAGCCGCCCUGGGCCUCGGCCAGUCGCCCCCGAAACGCUCAUCGUCCACCGCCGAGGCUGCCAAGCCGCUGAUGCCGCCGCCCAACAAGCGCCGCUUCAGCCUCAAUGCCCUCAAAGUGCCCUUCCUGAGCACGCGAAAGACCAGCGGCCAUUCCGUUGCGGCCCCGAAGGCCGCCCCCGUGCGAGAUGACCAGGCCGUCACCGUCGACCUAGAAGAGGGCUCAGGCCACGGCGCCAGAUCGAUUGAGCAGACGAUGCUGCAGGUCACCUACGUCGACAGCAACGAAGGCACCACGAUUGUCGCCCCCGAGCUACCGCCCAAGGAGCUCGGAAUGCUGCAUGGUCGCGACCGCGCUGCCUUGCCGCCGCCGCGCUCGGCCCUCUCCCGCCCCAACUCGCCCAGCCGGGCUGCUAACCGGUCCGUCUCGGCCCAUCGCGUCAGCUUCAGCCCCUCAACCGACGAGGCCGCCGAGGCACGCGAGCAGGCUCUUGCCGUCCUGGCGCGGGAGGAGGAACAAAAGCUAGAAGAGGAGCGCAAGGCCGAGAUCAAGCGCAGGAAGAAAGAGGAAAAGCUGAACCGCAAGAGGAACAACGCCGGCCGUCUGCGCGGCCUCAAGUCGUUUUCGACGGGGAACCUGCUCGACAUCAGCAGGAUCACCAGCCGCGAGUCGGUCCGCAGCGACCCCGACGCCGACGUCAGCCGCGCGACCAAGGAGGCCGACAAUGACCUCGGCCUGGCUCGUCCACCUCAGCAUCGCCGCUUCUCGCUCGAUCGGGCCGGCAUCCGUCUCCAUGGCGUCCGCGGCAAGGGCAAGGCUAAGCCUGCCAAGGUCAAGGUGACCAAGAAGCAGGCCAUCGCGGCUAGGCAUGCCAAACUUCUUGAACAGGUCAUCAACGCUGGCAUGGGCCUCUAUCCGAUCGAUGCCGUCGACUCGGUCGGUCCGCGUGUCGAUGAGGCUAACCGACCCACCAAGGCGAGGAGGGACGCCGCAAGCAAGCCGCGGACCGUCCCGGUGGCAAGUCAGGCGCAGCUGAGGGAGCUCAAAAAGGCCUUGAUGGACAUGGAACUGGCCAACCACAUCAUCGGAGAGCUGCGCCAUAUGCAGAUCCCCGAGCGAACCGAUUCCUUGAGCCACCUGGGCGCUGGCGCCAUCGACACUGGCCACGACGGCAGCCACGGCAAAGAUCGCAUCCUCUGUGUCGCCUCGGAAGAGUCGACGCCGCCAGGUCCCGAUCAAGAUGUUGUCGCCGCGAUCAAGGCGUCGGCAGCUGAAGAGGCGCUCCGCAAGCUGGAAGGGCAGUACUCGAAGCAGGACACUGCAUCCGAGCCAUCCGGCCCCGGGCUCGGACCUGCGGUGCAGCAGAGGACCUCGUCGUUGGCGGCAGAGGCUGCCGUGGCUGACGCAGUACCCGCUGCGUCGUCGCUCGAUGCCACUUUGCCCACGGUUCGCAAGGAGCCAGUUUCCGCCGCCGCCGCUCCCGGCACGCGCCCCCGUAAGGUCGUCUGCCUCGACUGCGGCGAGCACGAGGCCCAUCGGAGGCACGCCGACCGUCAGAAGCUUCAGGAGCUCGGGCAAGACGACGGUCGUGGUCGUACCGCUGGCAGGGAGGCCCUGGUCGGCGGGGCAGCUGCCCUGGGCAUCGCGGCCGUCGCAGCUGGCGCCGUUGCUGGUUCGCGGCCGACGUCUGCGACCGCCGAGGAUCGCAGCGAUGCUCAGGACGAUGGCGAAGUCGCCUUCGCCGCAGCUUCGAUUGAAGAACGACCACGCGACAUGGCCCGUAGCAAGUCGUCGCCACUGCUGCCCGUGCUCGAGGGCGGGCGCACGCUGCUGGGAUCGACACCAGUGCAGAUGCUCCUCUCGCCCACGGCCGCGUUCAUCGGCACGACGGGCCAGAUGUCGGGAGCGUUUGGCGCACUGGCCGACGCCUCGGGCGCAGCGAUCCGCGCAACGACUGACAUGGACGCGGUGCGACCGCCGCUGGAUCGAAUGGCGAUCUUCGUCCACUGGUGGGGCUUCGAGCUCACGCUUCCAAAGCCCACGAUGAAUUACCUCGAGACCGCCCACUCGGUCUCUGGCGCCUUUUUGUCUUUUCUGCAGACGAUGGCCGUCAGCGGCGGCGUGCCAGAGCUCCAGCCCUUCAUCCGAUACAUCAGCGUGUACAUGGAUGUCGAGUUCAAGGCCAUCAAGGAGCAGGACCGCGGCCACGGCGUGUGCGUGGCGGCAACGUGGCUGAUGCCGCUGGCGCUGGUGCCGCGCGCCUGGGACUACUCUUACGAUCCGGCCACAGCAGUCUCGGCCGCAGCAGUCUCGGCCGCAGCAGUCUCGACCGCACCCAACGGUGGUGCCGCAAAGAUCUCGCCUGUCUCGCCGUCGCCGCCGUUGCAGGAGCCGAUGAUGCCGCUGCCUCCGCUCUCGAGCCUCACGGGAGCCAACAGCCCGAUGGCGACGCCGACCAAACCGCGGCAUGUCUUCCGCAAGGCCGGCAGCGGCGCAGCUGUCGAAAGUAUGUCGGUGUCGGCGGUGCCGGUGCCGAAGCGCAACCUCAGCCCUUCGCAGAUGGCCGCCAUCCAGGCGGCGCGUACCGAACGGAUGCCGGCUGACCUCGAGGCGCCUCCAGCGCUGAUGCUGCAUUCGCGCUCCUCGAGCGCCGACAGCAAGGAGGGCGUCGUGCCUUCGGCGGCGAGUGCCUUGGCGGCGCGGCGCAGCUCCAUCGGCGCCAGCCUCAGCCUGGGCCUUGAGAGCGUCGAGGAGGUGCCCGAGGGGUCGUUGAGGAUCAAGUCCAAGGUCAAGUAG
Molecule: messenger RNA, 3060 nt
Organism: Pseudozyma flocculosa PF-1
Lineage: Eukaryota; Fungi; Basidiomycota; Ustilaginomycetes; Ustilaginales; Ustilaginaceae
Exons: 1
Coding region: 1-3060 (1019 amino acids)
Source: RefSeq, a predicted model, not a curated record